AUCCCACCGCAUCCUCUGCAAAACACACCUCUUCUAAUUCCUUCUCUUCAUACACACUCAUUGAGAAAGCAAACCACACUUGCAUUUGCUCUCUCCGUCAUCAUCUUUUUUCUCUUUUCACACUUUUUGGCUGCCCAACUGCCCGACUCUCUUUUCUUGACACAGUCAUUUUCCUCCAUCUCUCACUUCCACACCAAUCAAUUAAUUUGAACGAAUCUUCGUCCAUCCGCUCUCUCCCUCAACCCUCCCAAAACAAAUCAAAGUCAAGCAGACGACACCAAACAAAAACAAAACCAAACCCUCACAAUGGCCUCCAAGCUCCUCGCCGCAAGCGCCCUCGUGGCCUCUACCUCUGCCGCCGCCACCAACUACCUGGGCUUCAACUCGGGCUCGACCGCCCUGGACGGCUCCUACAAGGUCAAGUCCACCUGGGUUGAGGAGUUCACCAACGCUGCCAACCUCGUCGGCGCUCCUGGCACCUUCAACUCCAUCCGUCUCUACACCAACAUCCAGGGCGGCACCACCAACAGCCCCAUCGAGGCCUUCGAUGCCGCUGUUGCCACAAACACCACCGUCCUGCUCGGUAUCUGGGCCUCUGGCACCGACAGCAUCGACAACGAGCUGACCGCCCUCGCUGCUGGUGUCGAUGCCCUCGGCACCGACUUCACCAACCUCGUCAUCGGUAUCUCGAUCGGUUCUGAGGAUCUCUACCGCAACUCGGCCACCGGUGUGGCCAACAAGGCCGGUGUCGGUGCCGACCCCAGCACCAUCGUCGGCUUCAUCAACGACUACAAGACCAAGUUCGCCGGCACUCCCAUGGCUGACGUCCCCAUCGGCCACGUCGACACCUGGGACGCCUUCACCAACUCCUCCAACAGCGCCGUGAUUGACGCCGUUGACUGGCUCGGUGUGGACGAGUACCCCUACUACCAGACUGGUGAUGGCAACACCAUUGAGAAUGCCCCCGACCUGUUCCAGAAGGCCUACGACGCCGUCGUCGGUGUUGCUGGCGACAAGGACGUCUGGGUGACCGAGACUGGUUGGGCCUACUCUGGUGAGACAUGGGAUGAGGCUGUUGCCUCCGUUGCGAAUGCCAAGACCUACUGGGACACUGUCGGCUGCGCUAAGCUGUUCAACAAGGUUCCUACCUUCUGGUACAACUUCGUCGAGGACAACGCGUCCAACAACGAGACCUUCGCCAUUUCUGACGACAUGUCCACCACCGCCCGCUUCAACCUGACCUGCCCUGCUGAGGACACCACCACCUCCUCCUCCACCAACACCACCUCGUCUGCUUCGUCCUCUGCCACUGGUGCCUCUAACAGCACUACCACUGGCUCUGGCUCCAGCGCGACGUCGACCGGCACCUCCUCCGGCUCUUCGGGCUCUUCGUCUUCGGGCUCUAGCUCGUCCUCUUCCGCGUCUUCCUCCUCCUCCGUGACCACCAGCGGUGCCCUGAAGCUUGGCUCCUCGGCCCUCGCCGCGGUUGCCGUGGUCGGUGCUGCCUUCUCUCUCCUCUAGAUGGGAUAGACUAGGUCCAAGAGGAUAAGAUGAAGAGGUCGUGUUGAAUUGGCCUGCCUGAUAAGGGAGGCGACGGAAUUGGUACAUAACAAUACAUGGAUGGGGCGUUCACAACCUUCUUUUUGUUUUCGUGUCUAUGCCUGGAUAGACUAUGUAUGUGGUAGACUUUUCGAGAUAUGUCUGCCUGUUUUUCAUCGGGCGUAGGUACAUAUCGCUUUCGAUACCCACUGCUAAUUAGAAAAAUGCCCAAGACUUUUUGAUUUGAUCAUAAUUCAUGAAAUCCUGAUCCUCCUGGUGCUCACUGUCAAGCAUGUUGUUCUCUCCCGAUAUUUGGUCAUCAAGUCAUUAGGAUAAAAAUGAAACUGCCCACGGAUACCAACCGUUUUCGCAAGGAGGAAAUUUCCCUCUCCUUCCCACCUCACGUGGGUUGUAGCAAAGAAUUGUUUCAAGACCUCCUUCACAUCCUGCGGGGGGCCGACGGCGACGAUGAAUAGGCGGCUCUACUUGCCGCGCUGUAAGCCGGGAGCACCUCGGGGGGGAGUGUGGUCCAGGCCAGUGUCUUGGUAGUGAGCUCGCGUUGGUUCAAGUGUCCCGCGGAGAUCUCCCUUCUUGACCAUGCGCUUGGCGGUUAGCUUGAACUCACGAGGCGUCACGUCGUGUAGGUCUGGGUCGUCGUAGAGAUAGUAAGGAGGGGGCAGGGUACGCUGCUUCAUAUGCUCGAGGUCAGCGCGCAGCUUGUCGAAGAUGGCAUUGACGUCUGCUGUGCUUCUUGUGCUGGAAGUUUGGCCCGAGGAUGCGGUCACAACGUCACCCUGCUGCUGCUGCCGCUGCCGCUGCUCCCCCUCCUCCUCCGUCUCCAAGUCGAUCAUCUGAACAUCAGGCACUACAUCGUAAAGGGGUGUUGCCUGGUUCCAGCAGUUCCUGUUUGUCUCAUCCCAUGCUCUUCCCUUGGGGCCUCAAUACCCGGU
Messenger RNA from Cryphonectria parasitica EP155, 2489 nucleotides. RefSeq names its product family 17 glycoside hydrolase. Bases 307 to 1521 code for a protein of 404 amino acids. Lineage: Eukaryota; Fungi; Ascomycota; Sordariomycetes; Diaporthales; Cryphonectriaceae. The transcript is spliced from 2 exons. Gene Ontology annotation, molecular function: 1,3-beta-glucanosyltransferase activity; glucan endo-1,3-beta-D-glucosidase activity. Gene Ontology annotation, cellular component: fungal-type cell wall; extracellular region; cell surface. The record is from RefSeq and is a predicted model, not a curated record. Gene Ontology annotation, biological process: carbohydrate metabolic process; cell wall organization.